ACCACCCCUAGUUUGUUUCCCAGAGUUAGGAGUCUUCAUGUUCUGUCUCCCUUUGUGAUAUUUCCCACACAUUUCUUCUCCCUUCCCUUAUAUUCCCUUUCACUAUUAUUUAUAUUCCCCAAAUGAAUGAGAACAUACAAUGUUUGUUGUUGUUCCUUCUCCGAUUGACUUACUUCCCUCAGCAUAAUACCCUCCAGUUCCAUCCACGUUGAAGCAAAUGGUGGGUAUUUGUCGUUUCUAAUGGCUGAGUAAUAUUCCAUUGUAUACAUAAACCACAUCUUCUUUAUCCAUUCGUCUUCUUUCGAAGGACACCGAGGCUCCUUCCACAGUUUGGCUAUUGUAUUUAUUUAUUUUUUUUUAAGAUUUGUUUAUUUAUUUGAGAGAAAGAGAGUAGGGGGAGGGGCAGAGGGAGAGAAUCUCUAAGCAGACUCCCCAUUUAAGCUCAGAUCUUGGAGCCUGGUGUGGGGCUCCAUCCCAUAGCCCAUGAGAUCACAACUUGAACCAAAACCAAGAGUCAAACACCCAACUGACUGAGCCAUGCAGGUGCCCCAGUAGUGUAGUUCUGUAAAAUGACCAUAUAAGUUGCAAAGGGAUCUUAAAUCUCAAUGGGAAAGAUUGCAAUUGUGCUGUGAUUUUUAUUUUUUUUUAAGAUUUUAUUUAUUUGAGAGAGAGAGCAUGAGUGGGGGAUGGGGAAGGGAGCAGAUUUCCUUGCUCUGCAGGAAGCCAGAUGUGGGGCUCAAUCCCAGGGCUCUAAGAUCACAGGCUGAGCUGAAGGCAGAUGCUUAAUCCACUGAGCCACCUAGGCACCCCUGUGCUGUGAUCUUUAAACAUUUUCAUAAAAGUAUUUAAUACUCUUACUGUUGGUUUUAAAUGCCUAGGGAAAUGAGAAAAUUAGUAGACUUAGUAUUUAUUUACUGUAAUUUGAAUCAUUAGAAACAUUGAGAGUUACAUUUUUGGGUUUUUUGGAUUUUUGUUUGUUUAAAACUUAUCAAGAGUGGGGCACCUUGGGGGCUCAGUUGGUUGAGCGUCUGCCUUUAGCUCAGGUCAUGAUCCUCGGGUCCUGGGAUCGAGUCCCACAUCGGACUCCCUCCCUCACUUGCUCUCUCAAAUAAAUAGCUACAAUCUCUAAAAAAGAAAUAAAACUUAUCAAGAGUAGUUUGAGUCGUGCUUGCCUUACCAUCAUAAAACUUACUGUACAGAAUGAGCAUCUUUUCUGUGCCUUGGCAAAUUGUCAUACUCCUUUUCAGCUUUGGGUUAGCUUUCCAUAUUUUAUUCUUUGCACUUUCAAUGUCGUGAAAUAUCUUUGAGAGCUCCUUUAAGAUGAAUUUUUUAUCCAUGUCUCUUCCCUGGGAAUAUCUUCAUCCUUUUCUACACAACCAGUUUCUGCAUUCAUGUUCAUAAAGUUACCUUUACUCAAUUCUUCUGGCUGCAUGUCUGGAGUUGCCUGGUGACAGUGUCAUCCCACAGCCAGCUAUUUCUUCUCUACCUCCGUUUACCUUUGAUUUGAACUUCACUCUAGUCAUUAUCGCUUUUUGUUUCUUUGCUACCCUAUUAUCUUUGUUGGCCAAUUCUCUCUAUUAUUCAUUUUUAUAAACAUCGCAAGAGUUUAUCACCAGGAAUUAAGGAGGUGACAUGACCACAUGCUUCAUCUGUACGUAAACCAAAUAGCAAAUGUCCAGUGACCCACCACUGGCUAACUGAUGGAAGCGACAUGAUUGGUUAUGGAUCAGGAUUUGGGUCUGUUAUUUGCAUAGUAAUUUCAUGGACUAAAAGCUAGCAGCAAAGUUUGUCCUUGGGCAAGUACUCACUGUUAAUGUACUAUGGUAACAGAUGCAAACUGUGAACUGUGCAGAGGGCCUGAUGUCAUUGACCUGAACCAUGAAAACUGGUGUUUGUGCCGUUGCCACACAAAGCCAGGGCUAGGCUGCACGAGGUGAUGCCUGGCAGGUAGUUAGCAGUUGGUAGGUAGUAGGCUAUCUCACCUGUGUCAUCUUUGUCAUUCUCAUCACAUCACUAUUGUUUCUGCUCUUCCUUCUGAGCCACUGAGGAGUUGGCUGGAGAGGAAGAGGCUGGUACUGGGAGGUGGCAGACGGCUGUGUUUUCAGCCAAGAGUGUAAAUUGCCAUGUCCAAGGGCUACCCUCGUUUUAACUAAGGAUUCAGGCCAAGGUCUUAUUGGCAGAGGUUUAGGAGGGAGUUUUAGGGAGCGGCGGCAGGGGGGCAGGACUCAACAGCAGAGAGGUGGGGCAGGCAGUGCUCCUGAGUUGAAAGAAGCAGAUGGUGUCUGAGAGGCCUGUUCACAGAUCACAGGGCUCUGGCCAUGGGUCUUGGCUAGAGAGGUGGCCAAGGCAUGGCAAAGGCAGCAGGCAAGAGCAAGCCAGGACUCUAAGCCAGAGAGAGCCUACAUCAGUUCCCAGAACAGGGAACUCAGAAUCAAGGAAGAAAAAUACUUCAUCGGAGUGAGAAAGAGGGCCAACAGGUAGAGAGGCAGGUGCAGGCACAACUGCUGCAGCUUAGAGGGUAGCAGGAAAGAGUCCUGAGCGCCUCAGCAUGGGACGAGAAGAUGACCAGUCAUUGAGUCCCAUCAGGAAAAAGAGAGGAACUGAGGCUCCUCUAGUUAUACGUCCUACCCCAGGUGGGUGAUCUUGGAGCCCAGCCCUGGAAGACGAGGCGAUAAUCGAGGCCAUCAGCCAGACCCAGUGUAGUGAUUCAUUGCUGCUAUACUAAGCUGCUUCCUUCCUUCUAGUCCAUUUAUCAGCCUUAAUAGAUUUUAUCUAAGGCCUUAUCUACAAAGCAGUACACUCAGCCAAGGCAGGCCUAUUGGGUAAGAAGUAAGGAUGAACAUUUGACUCUCAACUAAUAAAAAAAUAAACUCAGAUAUACAUCGUGUCAGCUGAUGAUACCACAAAAAGAAGAUGCAUAUAAAUCCCAUAGAACUGCACUCAGACACAUAACUGAAAUCUGACCAGAGUGACAUGCCCACGUGAUGGUUUGUUUUCCUCACAUGGUUAGGUGUUUCAGAAUACUUAGUUCAUUGCUGCUCUGGUGACUCCCAAUGCCAUCAGGGAAUUAGGCUCCUCCUGUGUUCUUGCUCUGCCCUCCUUAACACGUGCAGGGCUACCAGGGGACCCUACCCACGUUGUGCAAGGGUAUUUCCUAUUUGCUUAUACAGAUCCACCCUCCAAUCUUCUUCAACAUGUUCAGUGCCCUGAGAGGCUGACUUAAAGAUAUUAUGUCUCUUGAGCUCCCCUGCUCUCUGACUUCCAGUAUGGUUUAGCCAGUGGGAGGCACCACCAACAGGAGAUUGGAAACUUAGGGUAACUAGUCCCCUGGUCCCUUUUGUGUUAGUCAACACAGGCUGCUCCUGUUGGGUAGCCUUGUCCAUGUACCUACUUUCCCAGUCCUGGUAGCCACUCCCUUGCCUUAUCCUUCCAGGUUAUAACCUGCUAAUUCCUGCAGUUGCUAAUUCCACGCUACUGUGUUUCCUUAAUACCGACCUUUUCAAAUAGUGCCUUUUUUCAGAGUCUCCACCAUUAACCUUUUGGAGUGAGCCAUCUGUAUCCUGCCAGGACCCUGACAGUUCAACACUAAUCUGUGCAUGGCUGGUGUGGCCAUAUGCAGAAGUACAGUGUGGACCUUUUAUCUCCAGAGCUGCAAGAUGGAGAGUUCACCUCCAGGCAUCAAGGUUGGAUUUCAGACAGGAAGAAAUGGCAAGAAGCCCCUAACGGCUCUUUGCCAGGAACACAAUAGCUUUUUAGGAAGUCACAGAUGGCUGACUUCUUUCUGCUCAUGUGCCACCCUAGAUGCUGGAUGUCUGAGGAGCUUUGAAUCCUUUCCUCCAGAGCUGCCUUGUUUUUGAGCUGAUUUGCACCCAGACUGCCAGAGGAGGAUGUGAGAGGAAGUCCGGCCGAGCCAGCCAGCCUGCGGGCACAUCUGGAAGUGGUUUCAGGGGCCGCCUCACCCCAGCAGCCAGCGCAGGAGUGGAAGAAACCCGAGCCUCUCCAAAGUCAACGCAGGCAAAGGCAAGCCGCGGAAGCAGCGUGCAGGGCAGCAGCCCAGGCCACCGGGGAGGCUAGGAGGCCAGGAUCACACUGCCACACGGCUCUUCUGGACGGAGGAGCUCACAGCCCUGCCUUCACCUGCACCAGGAUAAAGAAGUCAGUUUCCAGCUCCUGGGCUGAUUGACAAAAUGUCACAAAAACAGGAAUGAACAUGUCACAGUUUUUGUCAGCGUGAACACACAUGGCUUUGUUACGAAAAAUUAAUCAGGUGUUGCUGUUCCUUCUGAUUGUGACCCUCUGUGGGAUCCUGUAUAAGAAAGUUCACAGGGAGACUGCGCUCAGGAAUGAGACAGAUGAUGACUCUGAGCCUCCUGAGGAGAUGGAGGAGGAGAUUCCUGUGGUGAUUUGUGCGGCGGCAGGGAGAAUGGGUGCCGCCAUGGCUGCUAUCAACAGCAUCUACAGCAACACCGACGCCAACAUUCUCUUCUAUGUGGUUGGACUCCGGAAUACUCUGUCUCGAAUCCGAAAAUGGAUUGAACAUUCUAAACUAAGAGAAAUAAACUUUAAAAUCGUGGAAUUCAACCCUGUAGUCCUCAAAGGGAAGAUCAGACCAGACUCAUCAAGGCCUGAAUUGCUCCAGCCUCUGAAUUUUGUUCGAUUUUAUCUCCCUCUGCUUAUUCAUCAACAUGAGAAAGUCAUCUAUUUGGACGAUGACGUAAUUGUACAAGGUGAUAUCCAAGAACUCUACGACACCACCUUGGCCCUGGGCCACGCGGCAGCUUUCUCCGAUGACUGUGAUUUGCCCUCCGCUCAGGACACGAACAGAUUUGUGGGGCUGCAGAACACGUACAUGGGCUACCUAGACUACAGGAAGAAGGCGAUAAAGGACCUUGGCAUAAGCCCCAGCACUUGCUCCUUCAAUCCGGGUGUGAUUGUGGCCAACAUGACAGAAUGGAAGCACCAGCGCAUCACCAAACAGCUGGAGAAAUGGAUGCAAAAGAAUGUGGAGGAAAAUCUCUACAGCAGCUCCCUGGGAGGAGGGGUGGCCACCUCCCCCAUGCUGAUUGUGUUUCAUGGGAAAUACUCCGCAAUCAACCCCCUGUGGCACAUAAGGCACCUGGGCUGGAAUCCAGAUACCAGAUAUUCAGAGCAUUUUCUGCAGGAAGCAAAAUUACUCCACUGGAAUGGAAGACAUAAACCUUGGGACUUCCCUAGUGUUCACAACGACUUAUGGGAAAGCUGGUUUGUUCCUGACCCUGCAGGGAUAUUUAAACUCCAUCACCACAAUAGCUGAUAUGACUUGACAUUUCAAGUAUUUCCUAUAUAAAAAUGUGGAAUUGUGCAUUCGCAGCCCUCUUAUUUCAUUGUUCUUAUGACUAGCACUUUCAGUACAGAUGAUUCACAAUGUACAACACAAAGUCUACUGUGUGCCAAUGGUACUCCGGAUCACAGAGGCAUGGACCUCCUACGUAUAGGUGGCAACUAUGGAAAUAAGAUGAUGUGCCUGAGAUAUAUUGUUAGAAGGAAAUGUUUAGGUUUCAGCAAUUUGCUUAACUCUGAAUGACAACUUGUAUUCACAAUUUUUAAAAAUUUCUAAAUGUGUUUUUUCACAUGUAGGUAUUUUUUAACAGGCUGCCAGUCUUUUUUUUUUUUUUUUAUCUUUUAUAAAACACUAUUUCAUUUAAAACAUGAAUGUCUGAA
Messenger RNA from Nyctereutes procyonoides (raccoon dog), 5700 nucleotides. RefSeq names its product glycosyltransferase 8 domain containing 2 (gene GLT8D2). The transcript is spliced from 13 exons. The record is from RefSeq and is a predicted model, not a curated record. NCBI's taxonomy places the organism in Eukaryota, Metazoa, Chordata, Mammalia, Carnivora, Canidae. The coding region runs from base 4241 to 5293 and encodes 350 amino acids. Gene Ontology annotation, cellular component: Golgi apparatus. Gene Ontology annotation, molecular function: glycosyltransferase activity.